Molecule: messenger RNA, 1289 nt
Organism: Cicer arietinum (chickpea)
Lineage: Eukaryota; Viridiplantae; Streptophyta; Magnoliopsida; Fabales; Fabaceae
Product: protein DOWNY MILDEW RESISTANCE 6-like
Source: RefSeq, a predicted model, not a curated record
AAAAUAGGAACAACACUUUCAUGCUCCCUUAUUAGAAGAUAUAAUAAUGCACCACAUUCAUUGCUCUUCAACAUACACCCUUCCCCAUUUUAUUGGCCUUUAAUCUCACUGUGUGAAGCAAUGGAGAAACUAAUUACAAGUUGGUCAAAUUUUCAAUCUGUACCUGAGGAUUAUAUAUUUCCACCAGAAUCAAGACCAGGGAAUAUCAAAAUUCCAUUUAGCAGUAGCAUUCCAGUGAUUGAUCUUAGUGAUUUAAACAAGGGUGAUAGAACUAGUACAAUUCACAAAAUUAUCAAAGCUGCUCAAGAAUUUGGAUUCUUUCAGGUAAUCAAUCAUGGGGUUUCAGUGAAUAAAAUGAAAGAAACAAUGAAUAUAUUUAAGGAGGUUUUUAAGAUGCCUGAUGAAUACAAACAAAAGUUGUGUACAGAUGAGCCUACAAAGCCAUGUAAGAUGUUUACUAGUAGUAUCAACUAUGCAACUGAAAAGGUUCAUCUAUGGAGAGAUAAUCUUAGACACCCAGGUUACCCUUUGGAGCAGUGGCAACACUUGUGGCCAGAAAAUCCAACUAGAUACAGAGAGUGUGUGGGUGAUUUGUCAGUUGAAGUGAAGGAAUUGGGUUCAAGGAUAAUGAAUUUGAUGAGUGAAGGACUUGGUCUGAAGUAUGGAUAUUUUGACAAUGAUCUUACAGAAUCAAUGCUUAUGACAGUUAAUCAUUAUCCAGUAUGUCCUGAACCAAGUUUGACACUAGGAAUUACCAAACACUCAGAUCCUAACCUCAUCACAAUUUUACUUCAAGAUGAUGUAAGUGGCCUUCAAGUAUUCAAGGACGGACAAUGGAUUUCUGUUCAGGCUCUUCCUCAUGCUUUUGUCAUCAACGUAGGUUACCAGUUGCAGAUAAUCAGUAAUGGUAAGCUAAAAAGUGCAGAACAUAGGGCUGUGACAAAUUCAGAUAAUGCUCGCACCACUGCUGCAUUUUUCUUAGCUCCUUCAGAUGAUUGCAAAGUAGAGCCAGCACAAGGUGUCACUGAUGAACACAAUCCACCAAUUUUUAAGUCUUUCAAAUAUAAGGAGUUCCUCGACCAUUACUUUGACAAAUAUGCUGACACAGAUGUGGUGCUUAAAUCAUUUGUGGCACCAUAAAACCAAUCAACGGAAAUAUAUUGUAAUUUAUGUCGAUGUUGUAAUGCUGGGACACCUUAAGGAUUUUUACUUAUAAUUAAGGCUUUACUUACACGAAGAAAGUUUGCUUGUGAAAAAAUAAAUGAAGUUGCCCAGUUUGAUACUAUAAA